Molecule: messenger RNA, 1815 nt
Organism: Alnus glutinosa
Lineage: Eukaryota; Viridiplantae; Streptophyta; Magnoliopsida; Fagales; Betulaceae
Product: hydroxycinnamoyl-CoA:piscidic acid hydroxycinnamoyltransferase-like
Exons: 5
Coding region: 1-1815 (604 amino acids)
Molecular function (GO): acyltransferase activity, transferring groups other than amino-acyl groups
Source: RefSeq, a predicted model, not a curated record
AUGAUAAUCAUCAACUCUACUUCCACCAUCUUUCCAAGCGAGCUUACCCCAACCGCCAUAUUACCGUUGUCUGAGACUGAGAGCGAUCAAAUGAUGCAGCGGAGUCACGAACCCGUCGUCUUCAUCUACAAACCCACAAACGACAACAAUACAAACACCAAAACAUUUUCUUUUGAGACAAUGAAAAACUCUCUGAGUUGUGCAUUGGUUCACUAUUACCCAGUAGCCGGCCGGCUACGCUGCGUUGAAGGCGACCGGCUAGAAGUCCAUUGCAACGCCAUGGGAGCGCUAUUGUUGGAAGCUUAUUGUGAAGAAAAACUUGACGAACUUGGUGAUUUUGAUCCCAACGGGAUACUCCAAGAUCUCGUCCCUAAAUUUGAUUACAGUACAGUACCAAUAGAGGAGUGGCCUCUGUUGAUGGUGCAACUAACAGGAUUUCACUGCGGUGGCUUUUGUGUUGGGGUGUCCUUAUCCCACUCUGUGGCUGAUGGACAGUCUUUAGCAAGCUUCAUGAGCUCAUGGGCCAAGCUGGCUCGGGGAGAUGAUCUAUGGCAGCAUGAGAUGCCGCUGCAUGAUCGAACAACCAUGUCACGAUCACGUGAACCGCUUGAUCCUCCACGCGUUGAUCAAGCAGAGUUCACGAAGCCACCUUUCUUAGUAUGUCGGUACAUCAAGACAGAGCAAAACAGGGACAGUAGUGCUAUCUUAUUGAAAGUCACCGGAGAGCAAGUUGAGGGACUGCGGAAGGAUGCCAAUGAAAUGUUCCAAUAUCGAAACACAGUGGCGAGACGACCGUACACUAGAUACGAGGCUGUUGCCGGUCACAUGUGGAGGUCUGUAUGUAAGGCACGUGCGGGUAACAUUCUUCAACCAACAAAGGUGCGUUUUAAAUCAUCAUUUACCAAAAGAUUGAAGCCGGCUCUCCCAGAAAGAUACAAUGGGAAUGCAAUUUUUCGUACCGUGACGCAGACUUGUCUCUACGGCGAUCUCUUUUCCAUGCCGUUGAGCUAUGCUGCGGGGAAGCUCAGGGAAGCAACUCAUGAGAAAAUGACAGAUGAGUACAUUAGGUCGGCUCUUGAUUUUAUAGGAACUCAGAAACAUUGGGAUUCGCUGAGGAACAACCACCACAUCCCUGGACGGCCUCAUUUGUCCGGGAAUAUUCCCAACCUUUCUAUUGGCUGUUGGAUCGGUGUGCCGUUUUAUGCAAUAGAUUUCGGGUGGGGAAAGCCUGUAUACGUGGGUCCUGUGGUUUUGAACACUGACGGCAAGUCGUUUAUCAUACCAAGUCCUGCUGAUGAUGGUUCUCUGAUCACCAUACUAGUCUGUUUCCAAACACAGUACUUGGAUUCUUUUAAGAGAUUCUUCUAUGAGGAUCUGACUAAGAAGCCAUUGAUUUGCUACACAGAAGAAGCUUUCUCUGACACUUGGCUCGGUGUACUGGUUGAUCAAAUCGCCGCCUUAGUAGUUGCUAAUGGGUGUCACCCUCAAUCAAAUCAGUGUUUCGAGGAGAAGGAUGACAAGGAUAGCUUUGAUGACGAGUUUCUAAAUGAAAUAAAAUUUGAAGAUCCUUUUCAAAGUUCAGUGGAUUGGAAUUCUCCAACAAUCUAUGAUGUCGAUAUCAAUGAUGAAGAUCUUGUGGAGGCAACCCUUUAUAGAAUUGGUUGCUCUCAAGCUUCUGUGGCUUAUUCAUGUAGUGCAUUGAUUUGUCUGUCUUGGAUAUGCCAUUCUGAUUGGCAAGAACAAAUCGCUGAUGCUGUGGAGUCUAAUACCAGGGAGCCUGAUGGCGUGGAGCCUGAUGUCGGGCCAGAGGUCUAG